Messenger RNA from Cololabis saira (Pacific saury), 5211 nucleotides. It is a transcript of the gene ube4a, whose product is annotated as ubiquitination factor E4A (UFD2 homolog, yeast). Bases 149 to 3382 code for a protein of 1077 amino acids. Gene Ontology annotation, cellular component: nucleus; ubiquitin ligase complex; cytoplasm. The transcript has 20 exons. Gene Ontology annotation, biological process: protein polyubiquitination. Lineage: Eukaryota; Metazoa; Chordata; Actinopteri; Beloniformes; Belonidae. Gene Ontology annotation, molecular function: ubiquitin-ubiquitin ligase activity. The record is from RefSeq and is a predicted model, not a curated record.
GUCGCACAUCGAUGACGUUUACAUUUUCUGUUUACUGAGGAGCUGCCCCUUGCUUCGUUGAGGGAAUUUUUACAACCAGAAAAACGCACAUUUCUGCUCAACAUAUAGGCUGGGAUCUUGGAUGGAGUAAGUGUUGCGCCCCAGUGAGAUGACUGACCAGGGCAACAACAACCAGAACAUCUCCUGCAACCCCUUCGCUGCCCUCUUCAGCUCAUUAGCUGAUGCCAAACAGUUUGCAUCUGGACAGAAACCACAACAGCAGUCUGCACAACCAUCAUUGGAGGACUCAGGAGAAAGCCAGUCAGAGUCAGAAAACUCUGUGUCAGACAGCGUUGAUGACAAUGACGAUUCGGUUGCAGAGAUCAGCCGCUCGUUCCGGUCCCGGCAAGAACUGUGUGAACAGCUCAAUGUCAAUCACAUGAUCCAGAGAAUAUUUCUAAUCACUUUGGACAACAGUGACCCUGGUCUGAGAGGAGGUAAUGGGAUCCCUCCUCGAUGUGUUUACCUGGAGGAAAUGGCUGCAGAUCUGGAUGGACAGGAUUGGCUGGACAUGGACAACAUAGAGCAGGCUCUAUUUAACCGCCUGCUGCUAUUAGAGCCAGGAAACCAGCUCAUCUAUAUGACAUCAUGCAGUGCUGUGAACCUGUCUGCUGACCGUGAUGCUGGAGAGAAAUGUGCAAUUCCAUAUCUUUUUGCUUGUUAUCAAAGGGCUAAAGAAGAGGUGACAAAGGUGCCUGAGAAGUUGCUCUCAUUCGCUGUCCGCUGCAAGAACCUGACUGUGUCUAACACACGAACAGUUUUGCUCACUCCAGAGAUCUACAUCAGCCAGAAUGUUUAUGAACAGCUUUUGGACCUCCUGCUGGAAGGUUUCAGGGGAGCAAGGCCAGAGGAGGUGGUUGAAUUUGUGGAGGAGGUCAUCACUGGCCUGCUCUCUGACCAAGAGGUGCGUACCUUUGAGGAAGUGGUAGUUCCGGUGUUUGACAUCUUCCAGGGGCGCAUCAAAGAUCUGGACCUGUGCCAGCCUCUACUCUAUUCCUACCUGGAUGUUCUCCUCUAUUUCAGCCACCAUAAAGAUAUUGCCAAGGUUUUGGUGGAGCACAUACAGCCCAAAGAUCCAGCCAAUGGUUUGCAGUAUCAGAAGACACUUUUGGGGACUGUAAUUAAUAUAUCUUGCUUGCUGAAAACCCCAGGAGUGGUAGAGGGACAUGGAUACUUCUUGAAUCCCUCUCGGUCCAGUGCCCAGGAAACAAAGGUUCAGGAGGUCAACAUCCACCAGUUCAUGGGUCAGUUUCAUGACAAGCUGCACCAGAUCUUCAAAAACUUGCUGCAGCGAUCCAGUGAGACUCGUCACUUGCUGCUUACUUGGUUGGGAAACUGUCUGCAAGCAAACGCUGGUCGGGCCAAGAUCUGGGCCAAUCAGAUGCCAGAGAUAUUCUUCCAGAUGUACGCCUCGGAUGCAUUUUUCCUAAACCUGGGUGCAGUCCUGCUGAAGCUGUGCCAGCCAUUCUGCAAACCACGUUCACCCAAACUGCUCUCCUUCAACCCAACCUACUGUGGACUCAAAGAGUUGAGCGAAGAAGAAAGGCGCAAUCGCAACAUUCAUGCAAGAGGUCUUGACAAAGAAACCUGCCUGAUCCCUGUGCCCCCCCAGCAGCAAGUAGAGUCUACGCAGUCCUACAGCCUUCUGACUGAAAAUCUCAUCUUCACACAACUCACCAUGCAUCUCGGCUUCCACAGGCUCCACGAGCAGAUGGUCAAGAUGAACCAGUCUCUCCACCGGCUCCAGGUGACGUGGCAGGAGGCCCAGCGGUCAGGCAACCCCAUGUCCGAGCAGCUCCUGGAACAGUUUGAGCGUCUGAUGAUUGUUUAUUUGUCAACCAAAGCUGCCACCACUCAGCCCACCAUGCUGCAAUGCUGCCUUAACCUUCAAGCUUCCACUGCUGCUCUGCUCGUUCAGCUUAGUUUGGGAAACCAGGGGCCUGAACAUGUAGCACUCAGUUUCCCGCUGCCCCCUCUGCAGAAUACUCUGCUCUGCUAUGUACCAGAGUUCUUUGCAGAAAACUUGGGAGACUUUUUCAUCUUCCUGCGUCGGUUUACAGAUGACGUGUUGGAGUCUUCCGCAGAAAGUCUCGAGCAAAUUCUUAACUUCAUCACUGUCUUCAUGGGAAAUGUAGAGAGGAUGAAGAACCCUCAUUUGAGAGCCAAGUUAGCAGAGGUGUUGGAGGCAGUCAUGCCUCAUAUGGAGCCGCUGGCUGCUGGUGCUUCUCAGCCAGCCAUAUUCCAGAGGGAGCGAGUCUUCUGCUCCUACAGACAUGCAGCUCAGCUGGCCGAGGCCCUCAUCACUGUGUUUGUUGACAUUGAAUUCACAGGUGACCCUCAUCAGUUUGAACAGAAAUUCAACUACAGACGACCCAUGUAUCCGAUUCUGAAGUACAUGUGGAGCAAAGAAAGCUAUAGAGAGAGCAUUAAGCAUUUGGCCAGCUAUGCAUCGGAGAACCUGGAGGCCAUGAACCCACCUCUGUUUCUCAGGUUCCUCAACUUAUUGAUGAAUGAUGCCAUCUUUCUGUUGGAUGAGGCUAUUCAGUACCUGAGUAAAAUCAAGGUUUUACAGCUGGAGCGAGAUCGAGGGGAGUGGGAAGGCCUGGCCCCUGAUGCACGAAGAGAGAAGGAGUCAAGCCUGCAGAUGUUUGGACAGCUGGGACGCUUCCACAACAUCAUGUCUAAUGAGACAAUCGGCACACUGGCCUUCCUCACCUCAGAGAUCAAGGGUAUCUUUGUGCACCCCUUCCUGGCUGAGAGGAUCAUCUCCAUGCUGAACGACUUCCUGCAGCACUUGGUGGGUCCUAAGAUGGGUGCCCUCAAAGUCAAAGACUUCAGUGAAUUUGACUUCAAGCCACAGCAACUUGUUUCUGACAUCUGCACAAUCUACCUGAACCUGGGUGACGAGGAGAAUUUCUGUGCUACAGUCCCAAAGGAUGGAAGGUCUUAUUCCCCUACCCUUUUCUCCCAGACACUUCGAGUAUUAAAGAAGAUUAACAAGCCUGGUGACAUGAUUGUGGCAUUUGAUCUCCUUGCAGAUAAAAUAAAGUCGCAUGCAGACAGGCAGCAGCAGGAGGAGGAGACGUAUGCAGAUGCUCCAGAUGAGUUCUUGGACCCCAUCAUGUCCACUGUCAUGAUGGAUCCUGUUCUUCUCCCCUCUUCCAAUGUCACAGUAGACCGCUCAACCAUAGCUAGACAUCUGCUCAGUGACCAGACAGACCCUUUCAACCGCAGUCCUCUAACCAUGGACCAGAUCAGGCCAAACGAGGAACUCAAACAGCAGAUCUUACAGUGGUUGGAAAAGCAUAAGCAGGACAGGCUGCAGCUGGGGCCCAGUGGAUAAUCAACCUCUCGCUGGGACACAAAAGACUCUUAACACAUCUUUUCCUGGCCUACAUGCUCCUCUGCUUCAUGGCGAAUCCAUGGUGUGCUUACCUAUAUGGAUUUGUUCUGGCUUUUUCAUCCAGGCUAAGAUUGCAUUAGCCUUUUCAUGCAUUCGUCAUGCCUGAUGGAUCUUCUCUGCGGCAACAGUUCGGGAAAACUGUAGCGUACCUGCUGGUUGCAACUUCAAAACCAAUACACAGUAGCUCUUAUGCUCCCACAGUGCUCUGUUGUAAACACUAGCAGGAUGAUGCAGCUUCUGCUGUUCUUACAAUCAACUGUGGCCACAAGUAUCAAUUCACUAUGAACUCCUGGCUUAACAGCUGGCUCUUACCCAAUUUUAUAAUGUAAGGUAAGUAUUUUUGGGAACUCAAAUGUCUGGAAAUUGGUGUUUUUUUUUCUAAUUUAAGCCUGAUUUUUACCCCUGUAAAAAUGCAUCAUACACUGCCUUUCAAAGUUAUAUCACACCCUAUAACGUUUGCGCUCUUGGUUCAAACUUUAAUAACAUGCUAAUUGUGAAUAUAGGUAGCAAUUAAAGGUGAAGCUUAGGUAAAAACUGAGUUUGUGUGGCUUUUAUUUGAUUUAAACUUAUGUGGAGGCACUCAGCACAUUCACUUUUCAGGAUAGAAGCACUUUCUGAUGAAGGUUGUUUGAUGAAAUGAUUUCAAAUGGGUUUGAAUGCAUAUAGAGGACACAGGAAGUAAGAAAAAGUUUAUUUAUUUGUUACUUCGAUGGAAUUGUGUAUUGAAACUGCAGGUAGUCCAGAUACUUUAUCUUGGUGAAACAAAAUGUGAAUGUCAGAGCUACUAACAGCAAUAUUAAAUAAAUACCAACUGACAGUGGUGUCAUGCCCCUAGGGCACAUCUUAUUCAAAACAGCCUAAAUAAUUGCAUGAAAGUGUUCAAUCCUUUUCACAAAAAUUGAAUAUGGCUCACUUUUUAUGUAGUUUUCUUCAAAGCUGCAGAGGACACUUGCUUUCAAGAGCAAGAGCAACACGAUGACCUUCAUGUGUAAAAUACUAAGAGAGCCUUUUCAAGAGACAGUGAUGGUGUGAAGUGAGAAGCCGCUCUUCACAUAAAAAGGAAAGAAGAUACUAUCAAAGCACAGUGUUUCUCUUUAUCAAAAGACAUGCAGAUAAUUCUGACAUUGCUGUAGGUUCUGGAUCCCUUAUUGUAAUAGAAACAGAGAAGUUGCAAGUUAUCUGUUUGAGUAAUGCAAUCAAAUUAGGGUCUUUAAAAUGAUCUUUAAAAGUCAUGUUUUUAGAGAUGAAACCUUACAAGGCAAAGAUAUAGGGUUCGGUCAUUUGACUGGCAGUGCAUGUCAUUUAAUGCCACUCUUUAUUUUAACGCUCACCUCAUAACUGUUCCAUUUUAAACUGAAUAUCUUUUUGUGUGCAGAUGUAGUGCGUUAACAAGCGAGAAAACAGCUGAUCAGUAGAACCUGUGCCUAAAACCAAAGGCCUUGUAGUGAAUGCCAGCAAAAGAGGACGUUUCACACUCUUAACACACGAUUAUUAGUUUUCUUUGAAGAAUAUAUGGAGGUUUGGUGUAGAGAGUUGUAAAAGAAAGGCAAACGAAGAUGAGUUUUUGUUGAAUAGUGUCUUGACUUAAAGCGCAUAAUUAAAGUAGAAGUGAGGGGAAGAUUUGUUGGCAUGCUGUCAUACUGUGUUGAAUAUCUACCACCUUAAUGAAUACAUGGUUUAAAUUACAAUGCAAUAUUUUUGUUUUAAUUGUGAUUAUAAAAUGUUUAUUUUGGAUGUACAGUAUGAUUAAUAAACUCAAAUAUGUCAUA